CUUGUGUUUGCUCCAGCUCCCUAGAAAGAUCCUCUACGGAUGCAUUUUACCUGUCGAUAAGCUAUCCAUAUAUAAAUCGUUCUCAAUCCUAGGGAGAUCAUUUAGCAAGCCAAGCUUUUACGAUCCGCUUAGCUCCUUGACUAGCGAAGAUGCAAGGAAUCGCGACUUGUUUAUAAACCAUAAUUGUUAGUUUCAUUUUCACUUUCGUUUUUACCACAUUUUUGUCACAGUUUUAAUUGUAAAUAUCAUUUCUAUGCUACUAAAUGUCUGAAAUCGUAAUUGUAUUUUUACUUAAAAUUCACUUGCUACCAGAGUUCAAUACCAGAAUCGUAUUCGACAGAGUUUGAGAACUAGCAAGUGUUUAAUAAAAUCAGUGUUAGAUUUAAAGAUGAUAAUUUGGGAAGAUCACAUUCAUCCAAUCCAGCAACUCCUUAGGAAUCUUACCAACAAAUUUUUCAACAGGCAGCAGAAUUCACACAGAGAGGAAAACUUAAUAAAGCCAUGAUGGAUCAUCAUGCUAACACAGAACAAGAACAGAAGAAAGAACCAAAGAGACUGGAGAAAGAACAUAUGAGAAGACUUAUGGCCGAAGAUGAAGAAGGUUAUAGGAAGUUGAUUGACCAGAAGAAAGACGAGCGUCUUGCCUAUCUGCUGGCUCAGACAGACGAGUGGAUUUCUAAUUUGAUGACACUGGUGGCUCAGCACAAAGAGGAUUUGAAGAAGAAGAAACAGAAAAGGCGUCGAAAGAAGAGGGACGACAAGACAGAGGAUGGGGAUUCUAAUAUGAGUGAGUUGAGAGUGUCUGUUAUUGACACCACCACAGGAAAAGUGCUCACUGGUGAUGAUGCCCCAUUGUCAAGUCAGCUAGAAGCCUGGUUGGAACUUAAUCCAGGGUAUGAGGUUGCACCUCGUGAUGAUGGAGAGGAAUCUGGAUCAGGAGAUGAGGAGGAGGAAGAGCUCAAGAGCCCUGAUGAUAUUGAUGAAAAUCUAGCCCAAGAAGUCAUACACCAAGCCUCUCGUGAAGUGGAUGACGAGUACCACCGCAGUGCAAAGGCAGAGGAAAAGAGCUACUAUGGAGUGGCUCACACUGUCCAUGAACCAGUCUCAGAACAAGCAACCAUCAUGGUCAAUGGCAAACUGAAAGAAUAUCAGAUUAAAGGACUGGAAUGGUUGGUUUCUUUGUAUAACAACCAUUUGAAUGGAAUAUUGGCUGAUGAAAUGGGUCUUGGAAAGACCAUUCAGACAAUUGGUCUGAUUACCUAUCUUAUGGAAAAGAAAAAAGUCAAUGGACCUUUCCUGAUCAUUGUGCCAUUAUCAACAUUAUUAAAUUGGGUGUUGGAGUUCGAGAAAUGGGCUCCUUCGGUGAUUAAGAUUGCUUACAAAGGAUCUCCUACAACCAGACGCUUAUUGUCACCACAACUGAAAGCUGCAAAGUUUAAUGUGCUAUUGACAACAUAUGAAUAUAUAAUCAAAGACAAGGCUGCUUUGUCUAAGUUGAGAUGGAGAUACAUGAUCAUUGAUGAGGGACAUCGUAUGAAGAAUCAUCACUGCAAGCUGACUCAGGUGUUAAACACCCAUUACUGUGCUCCCCACCGUCUCCUCCUGACCGGGACACCUCUUCAGAACAAACUUCCAGAAUUGUGGGCCUUGUUGAAUUUUCUGCUGCCAAGCAUUUUCAAGUCCUGUUCCACAUUUGAGCAAUGGUUCAAUGCACCAUUUGCCAUGACUGGUGAAAAGGUAGAGCUGAAUCAGGAAGAAACCCUGCUGAUUAUUAGGCGUUUACACAAGGUUCUGAGACCUUUCUUGCUCCGUCGUCUGAAGAAAGAGGUUGAGUCACAGCUUCCUGACAAGAUUGAGUAUGUCAUCAAAUGUGAGAUGUCUUGUCUCCAGCGGUGUGUUUACAGACACAUGCAGGCAAAGGGAAUUCUUCUAACUGAUGGAUCAGAAAAAGAUAAGAAGGGUCGUGGUGGAUCUAAAGCUAUGAUGAACACUAUCAUGCAGUUGAGGAAGAUUUGUAAUCAUCCGUUCAUUUUCCCACAUUUGAAAGAAGCCAUUGCAGAACAUCAGGGAGGCACAGGUGCCUCUAUUAGUGGACCAGAUUUGUAUCGAACGUCUGGAAAGCUCGAGUUCUUGGACCGUGUUCUGCCAAAACUGAAGUCUCUAAAUCACCGAGUCCUGCUCUUAACUCCGAUGGUAUCACUGAUGAGUAUCUUGGAGGAUUACUUCCUGUACAGAGGAUAUAGAUACCUGCGUUUGGAUGGAACCACAAAGUAUGAGGAUCGUGGACAGCUGUUGGAACUGUUUAAUAAGAAGGACUCCCCCUACUUUUUGUUUUUAAUGAGUACCAGGGCUGUAAGCUUACGUUUGAAUCUCCAGGCUCCAGACACUGUCAUAAUUUAUGAAUCUGACUGGGAUCCCAAUUGGGAUCUGCAAGCUUGUUACAGAGCUCAAAGAACUGAACAGAAAAAUGAAGUCCGAGUGCUACGUCUGAUGACAGUGAACUCGGUGGAGGAAAAGAUCCAGGCUAAUACUGCUCACUUCAAUCUAAACAGGGAUAAAAUGUUCAGGAGCGAACGUCGGCAGCUCCUACAGUCCAUUCUAGAACAGGAAAAAGAAGAAGUGGGGGAAGAAGAUGAGGUUCCUGAUGAUGAAACGAUCAAUCAGAUGUUAGCUAGAACUGAGGAUGAGUUUGAUAUCUAUCAGAAAAUGGACAUUGAGAGAAGAGAGGAGGCCAGAAAUCCAAAUCGGAAGCCCCAUCUGAUGGAGGAAGAUGAGCUCCCAACUUGGAUUUUGAAGGAUGAGAAAGAGGCCAUUGAAGAAGGUAAUUUGUACAAGGUAGAACAAGUGAAACAGAAAACUAAGAAACCUAGAAAGAGGAAGGCUGAAAAGGAAGAGGAAACAAAGCCAAAGAAGAGGCGAGGUUGUCCUCCAGUGGAGAAAUUACCUCCCAACCCACGCAAACUGACUUCUGUAAUGAAAAAAGUACUGGAUGUUGUAUUGAACUACAAAGAUAGAGAUGACCGAGUUUUAAGUGAAGCGUUUUUCCAGUUGCCAUCAAAGAAAGACUUGCCAGAGUACUAUGAGAUCAUUGCAAAGCCUGUGGAUUUCAAGGAAAUUAAGCAAAGAAUAAGAGAUCAUAGGUACCUUAGUUUAGAUGAUCUGGAGACUGAUGUUAUGCUUCUUUGUGAGAAUGCACAAUCCUACAACAUUGAGGGUUCUCUGAUUUAUGAAGACUCCAUAGUUUUGAAGUCAGUGUUUACAAGUGCAAGAGAAAGAUUAGAAAAAGAGGGAGUGUCCUACUCAGAUGAGAACAGCAGUAGUAACGAGGAGGAUGAAGGCGAGGAGGAUGAAGGGAAGGGAGAAGAGGAGGAAGAGGAAGAGGAUGAGGAGGAAGGACAUUCUUCAAGCAAGAAGCACAAAAGAGAUAAAUCUAAAAAGAAAAAAGAAAAAUCAGAUUCCAAAAAGAGAAAGUCUCGUUCCAAAGCAAAGCCAGUUAUCAGUGAUGAAGACGAGGAAACAGAUGAGGACUACGAGUAAUUAGCUAGAGAAUGGCUAUCAACAUGAAGAUAAAGAACGGCCAGGUGCUUUGUGAUACUGAAUUGAUUGGACUACAAACAUUUCUUCAUAAAAAAUUAUAUUUCAUGUAAAGUGUGUUUAGUUAUAUCAAAUGUCAUGUGUGUAGAGACAUAUUUUGUUGAAACAGUGCAAUGAUUUUGUAAAUAAAGUGUAGUAGUAAUUGUU
This is a messenger RNA of Ostrea edulis (European flat oyster), 3741 nucleotides long. Its product is annotated as transcription activator BRG1-like. Gene Ontology annotation, molecular function: ATP binding; DNA binding; ATP-dependent chromatin remodeler activity. Bases 502 to 3537 code for a protein of 1011 amino acids. NCBI's taxonomy places the organism in Eukaryota, Metazoa, Mollusca, Bivalvia, Ostreida, Ostreidae. Gene Ontology annotation, biological process: positive regulation of transcription by RNA polymerase II. The transcript has 27 exons. The record is from RefSeq and is a predicted model, not a curated record. Gene Ontology annotation, cellular component: nucleus.